AUGAGAUUAACUAAUAUUUUUGUUGUUGUUCUCCUUUUGUGUGUCACAUUUGUGUACGGAAGUUCGGAAGCAAAUAGUUUACUAGAUGUAGACGUAGACGUUCAAGGACAUGAAAAUACAUCGGGACGCAAAGCUCGUCAAUUUGGUUUGGGUCGGAGUUUUGGUGGCCUUCUAGGUGGCUUUGGACGACCAGGAUUCGGUGGAGGAUUUGGCAGACCCGGAUUUGGCGGAGGUUUUGGAAGGCCAGGAUUUGGCGGUGGUUUUGGAGGACCUGGGUUUGGCGGAGUAGUACCUGGUUACGGUGGAUAUCCUGGCUACGGUGGAGGUGGUUUUGGAUAUCCUGGAUAUGGUGGUGGAUUCUUUGGCUAG
Episyrphus balteatus (marmalade hoverfly) is the source of this 369-nucleotide messenger RNA. RefSeq lists its product as uncharacterized. Bases 1 to 369 code for a protein of 122 amino acids. The record is from RefSeq and is a predicted model, not a curated record. NCBI's taxonomy places the organism in Eukaryota, Metazoa, Arthropoda, Insecta, Diptera, Syrphidae. The transcript has a single exon.